CACGCGGCUCUGGUCAUCGCCAAGUACACCAGGAACACCACCAGGCUGGGCCUCUCUCUGGAGAUGGGCACGCUGCUGUACGUGCUGAAUGAAACCACGACGGAUAUCAACAAAAAGGCAUACCUAAAGUGCAAGCAAUUCUACCUCACACAAUCAGACACAGUGGACUGUCAAGGUCUGACAACCACCAGCUUGCUGCCAGGCGGCAUGAAAUUCGGCUCCCCGGUAACUCACGAAAGCGUGGUGCUUAGUUGGGAGGAUGAAGAGUCUUUAACAGAGAAGCUGGACGGCCUCAAGUCAUCCGCCAACCUUCCCCCAGGCAUGUCGUGGCUUCUUUACGACGUUCACCUCGGAGACCUCUCCUUCAGAUGCUUGUCGGACCCGUUCGAGCGGGUCCAUUUCCUCAAGGACCGUCUUAUAACAUAGGGCGACGAGAAGUUGGGGAAAUAUGAGGAAAGGGGUGCGGAGUCAUCGAAGAUUGGUGGUUCGGGUUUUUUUUGGAGGGGGUGGAUGGUUUCCAUCUGGUCGCUUGUGGA
Dermacentor silvarum is the source of this 536-nucleotide messenger RNA. RefSeq lists its product as uncharacterized. Lineage: Eukaryota; Metazoa; Arthropoda; Arachnida; Ixodida; Ixodidae. Bases 64 to 426 code for a protein of 120 amino acids. The record is from RefSeq and is a predicted model, not a curated record. The transcript has 3 exons.